ACUCCUCCAGAUUACCAAGUACCGGUUACCACUCACCAUUCACCAAACCUCAUUAUUCAUUUCAGUAUAAAGUAUUAUCACAGAAUUACUUUUGUUGUCAUUGUUGAUAACGGCGUUAAUAUUCGAUACUCGUUUCAGCGAACGUUGCGCACAUAGGCUCUUACGAGUCUUACGUAAUAAAAUUAUUGUUAAAACGUAUUUUGUUCAUUUCUCUCGUAAGUCGUAGACCGUAGUGAUAACACGUUGUAACUUGUCUGUUUUGUAGUCGAACCGCAACGAAUAUAUUUUAGUAUUUACAGCGGACGAAUAGUAUAAUUUAUUGCACGUCGUCGGUCGAUCGAUUGCCGACGACUGUUAUCGAGUAAUAGUAGUGUACGGUUUUCAGAUUUCCUGGCCAGUCGACGGAGCUUUUCAAUUAAUCACAACAGGUUGAUGAGUGACAUAGAAUUUAAUAUCAAGAUGUCCGAAAAUGUACAGACUGAAACAAUUACAAAGCCUGAAAAAAAUGCAGCCGAUAAUCCUUCUACAGCAAAAAAGAAUAGUAUUCUUAGACAUCGUAAAAUACCCUCUGCCGAUUUAAACAAUAAAUCAGAUGAAUUAAUAGCGGAGAAAACCGAUUUAUUAUCAGGCCCUUCAGAUGGAAACAAUGAUGGGGUGGCAUGUAAUUUAUCCAAUGAAACUAAUGAAAACAUGGAUAUUAGUACUAUGGCCCAAGCAGAAUUUCAACAUGUUGCUGCUCAAGCCCGUGAUCUUGGUCGCAAAAUGUGGAAUGUGUGUAAUUUCCACAACUUACCUCAAUGGCUCCAGGAUAAUGAUUUCUUGCAUACAGGACACAGGCCACCAUUGAAUUCGUUUCAAGCUUGUUUUCAAUCUAUUUUUCGAAUUCACACUGAAACUGGAAAUAUAUGGACACAUUUAUUAGGAUGUAUUGCAUUUUUUGUUAUGACUUUAUACUUUGCAUCUAGACCAGAAGAAGAAUUAUCAUUUCAAGAUAAAUUAGUUUUCAUUAUAUAUUUUAUUGGGGCAAUUACUUGCAUGGGUUUUUCAUUUGUGUUUCAUACUGUUCAUUGCCAUUCAGAAACUGUUGGCAAAUUUUUCAGCAAGUUGGAUUAUUGUGGAAUUGCCAUACUGAUUAUGGGAUCAUUUGUGCCAUGGUUAUACUAUGGGUUUUAUUGUGAGCCAUAUUCUUGGAUAUUGUAUUUAGUACUGAUUGUUGCACUUGGACUAGUGGCAAUGGUCGUAGCACUAUGGGACAAAUUUAGUGAUCCUGGUCUUAGGCCACUCAGAGCAGGUGUUUUUACUACCUUUGGAUUGAUUGGUGUUAUACCAGCACUUCACUAUGGAGCUGUAGAAGGAUUCUUUUCCAACUUUACAUUGAUUAGUCUCGGAUGGCUAUUACUCAUGGGUUUCUUGUACAUCUCUGGUGCUUUGUUGUAUGCAUUAAGAGUACCAGAAAGAUUUUUCCCUGGAAAAUGUGAUUUAUUGUUCCAAAGUCAUCAGAUAUUCCAUGUACUUGUUAUUCUUGCGGCAUUUGUUCAUUAUCACGGUAUUACAAAAAUGGCAGAAUACAGACUGAGCAAAGGUGAAUGUGAAGUACGCCCUGCUGUUGUUUAGUAUGAAAGUUUGGUAGGUGAUGGACUUCUUUAAAAUUAUACAACUGUUAGUUGUCCAAUUUGAAGGAGAACCGAAUUUCCGUGCUGACACAGAGAUGGUUAAAAUACAAUUAUGUUAUUUAAUUCAGAUAAAAAUGUAUAAUUUAAAAACCAAAAGAUAAAAAAUCACUUAAGAUUACAUUACAAGUUAGUUUUUGUUUUAUGUAGUCAUAUACUUAAAUUAUACUUUUGAUUAUAAAAAAAAAUUACAUAUAUU
Diuraphis noxia (Russian wheat aphid) is the source of this 1869-nucleotide messenger RNA. RefSeq names its product adiponectin receptor (gene AdipoR). The record is from RefSeq and is a predicted model, not a curated record. Gene Ontology annotation, biological process: adiponectin-activated signaling pathway. NCBI's taxonomy places the organism in Eukaryota, Metazoa, Arthropoda, Insecta, Hemiptera, Aphididae. Gene Ontology annotation, molecular function: signaling receptor activity. Gene Ontology annotation, cellular component: plasma membrane.